This is a messenger RNA of Bombyx mori (domestic silkworm), 3534 nucleotides long. Its product is annotated as F-box/LRR-repeat protein 14. Gene Ontology annotation, cellular component: SCF ubiquitin ligase complex. The coding region runs from base 138 to 2138 and encodes 666 amino acids. Gene Ontology annotation, biological process: SCF-dependent proteasomal ubiquitin-dependent protein catabolic process. Gene Ontology annotation, molecular function: protein binding. The transcript has 3 exons. NCBI's taxonomy places the organism in Eukaryota, Metazoa, Arthropoda, Insecta, Lepidoptera, Bombycidae. The record is from RefSeq and is a predicted model, not a curated record.
UUAAUAUUUAAUAUAUGUCAGUCAAAGUCAAGGACGAAGGAAGUGCUACAAAAUAUGAGCACUAAAAUGAAAUAUUUAUUAAAUUAGCAAUACACAUGUAACAGAAACUGUGCGUAAAUUAAUUGAAAAAAUUUAAAAUGGAACUUCCCUAUGAGAUUUUAGUGUAUUUAUUAAGAUUUCUCCCAAAAUCUGAUCGAAAAUCAGCGAGUGAAACAUGUCGUUCGUGGUAUAUAGCAGCAAAUGAUCAACAUUUUCUGAAAAACAAAGUAGUUAUAUUUUAUAAAUCAGUAAUUAAUGAUGAAAACUCAUCACCAAUCCAAAUAUUUGAAAAUUCUUUUACAUCAUACCAUAACUUUUUUUUCAACGAAGUCGAAUUAUCAAGCAAGUUAAAUGAUUUUUGGAUCAAAAUAGGAGAAAACAUAAAAUGUUUAUCUCUGACAAGCUGUGAUGUAAAUGAAAAGGUAUUUGUUCAUAUUUUACAAAAUUGUACUAAUUUAAAAGAGCUGCACAUUAAGAGUUGCAAAGAACUAUUUAUGUCUGGUCGAUUGCUUGAAGGAAAAACAGAAGGUCUUUUAGUUACUAAACUUGAACAUUUGAAAUGUCUCAGCUUAUCUGGAAAUCAGUACUUAACUGAUGCUUUAUUUAAUAGAUUUAUAUCAGCAUCUCCUGGAUUAGAGGAACUUAAUCUAUCUGGAUGUUCUCUACAAUUUCAUCUAGGUCUUGUCAAAAAGUUCUAUCCAAAUGGAACAGACAUUUUUCAGAAUCCAUCAGAGAGUGUUUUAACUUUUCAUUUUAUUCAUCAAAUGAUAAUCUCCAGAGCUGACAAAAUAAAACGACUGUUGUUUUCUAAUACACUAAUUGAUGGUGCUGCUCUUAAAACUUUAUCAGAGAUAAAAAAUCUUCAAUUAGAAUCACUGGAAGUGCAUGCUUGUGAUCAACUCACUAAUACAGGCAUUUUAUCACUUACAAGCCACCAGAUCUUCUUAAAGGAACUUGAUAUUGGACUGUGUACUAGAGUUACAGAUCAGUCCCUUGUAUAUAUUUGUAAAAAUCUAGUCAACUUAGAAAACCUCAAUAUUCAAAGAUGUCGAGCUGUGACUGAUUUAGGUAUUGCAGAGUUGGGUAAAUUAAUUAAAUUAAAAUCAUUAAACAUCUCUCAGUGCGAACUGUUGACUAAGGAUGGAUUAUGUAAAGGUAUAUGUGCUGAAGUAAAUGUGGUAUUAGAAGAUUUAGAUAUACAUUCUCUAAAUUUAGAUCAAACAGGCCUCAUAAUGAUCUCUGAAAAAUUACCAAACUUACGUGCAUUAGACUUGAGUUAUUGUUUUAAUGCAGUUACUGAUACAUCAAUCCAAGUAAUAUUUAAGAAUCAAGCAUUUCUUAAAGUAUUAAAAAUUAGCCACUGUGAUAAAGUCUCUGAUGCUGGUUUAACUGGUAUGGGGAAAAUAGAAACUGAAACAAAUGAUGAUGGACCGAUAGAAUCCAAUUAUAAUACAGAACCAACAUUACCAAGGAUAUAUUUAGGAUCCAGAGCCGAAGAAGAGAUUGUUCGUGAUGCCAAACGCAAGCGUGAUGUAAUGCGUAUGUGUGAGAAGAUAUCAACAAAUUCCUAUACGGGCUAUUCACUUGCAAGGCUCAAGGGUCUGCGUGAUUUGGAUUUGAGUGGAUGCAACAGAAUUACAGAUGUUAGCCUUACUUAUGCCUUUAAUUUUAAAGAACUUAUCAAUUUGAACAUUAGCAGAUGUCAACAAAUAACACACCAAGGUGUUGAGCAUUUAGUUAAGAAUUGUCAGAGUAUUGAAUAUAUCAAUCUCAAUGACUGCUAUAACUUAAAUGAUCAUGCUGUCAAAGAAAUUGUUCAACAAUUGAAAAGGUUAAAACAACUGGAAUUAAGGGGAUGCAAUCAAUUAACAGACAAGACACUGGAAUAUGUCCGAUCUUAUUGCGAGAAAUUAAAAUUUUUGGAUGUACAAGGCUGCAGGAAUAUGUCACCAGAACUUGCUUGCUCUAUUGGAAGUUUACCUACCCUCCACACUGUGUUGAUGACCAAACCUGGACCAUAUGUAACAGAUGAUGUAAAGCAACGUUCGCCUGCACCAGCAUUCCUUCCUGCCUUAAUGAGAAAACUUCGUUUACACUAAAACCUUCAAGAGAUCUUAUUUAAAGAUUUUUAAAACAUGUUGUAUUAUGUGUAAGAUAUUAAUUACUAAAAUUGCUUUUAAAAAUGAAUGAGUGGAUUAUAAAAGUAUACACUACACAAUAUUACUCUGUCAGAAAAGUACCAGGAAAAGAUCAAUAAUGUGGUGGUUGCUGUGGUGGUGUUUGCUCGAUGGUUUUUUGCAGUUUUUGGUCAAAAAUUCAUUCACAAUGCGAAAGUGCAUUUAACAUGGUGCAAAAUCCAAGAAUUUUCUUUUCACAAAUCUGGCCCUUUUCGCUGAAUUUGCUCUAUUUAACGCCCCUUAUGGUUCAAAUAUUAUUCUUUAUUUACCGCUUGACCUUCCGGCAAAAAUUCCGAGUGCACAGCAUCGCGAUAGUCAAAAAAAACAUCAACGUGACUUGAUUGACUUUGGCGUAGUUUGUUAGUGGUCUUUUGGAACUAGCCGAGCGGCAACAUGUUUCAUACCCGAGUGAUUGCGGUAUUUAAAAUGGUACGGAUCGGCUCAUGAGUUCGGAGGCUAUCUCUUUCAAACUUAAUGGUUUUGAGUCACAAUUACCUUCACCUUUGCGAUGUUAAGUUCAAUUGUAAACGUUCGUGGCCUAACAGAGCGAGGAAAAUCUGUCAUUAUACUAGACCGAUUUUGAACGCUUUGUACAACUCAUAAGCACGUGUCUUUGAAGGCUAUUCAAAGUCUUCCGUAACAUUUUCAGUGAUUCCGUACAUGAAUUUUCAUUUGCGAUACAAAAUUUUAGGGAAAAUCUAUGUUCUAGGUUUUUGUUCAUUAUGAAAUUCGCAAUACACAUUUGAUGUGAUGUGACUAUAAACAGCACUGUACUUAUUCUAAAUAACUAUGCAACACGCCACGCCAAACAGUUGUGCCAAUUUAAUCUAAAUUUUAGCAACAACAAAAAUAACAAAAACCUGAAUUCGGAACCAUAAACAAAUGCAUCUAUUUCCGAUACUUUUUUGACUGAAUGUACUUUGGGUUUGUGCCCAGCACAUUAUAAUUUAAGCGUCUCAAGCAAUAGGUCUCUACCGCUACUGUGUUUUGGAUCUGCUGCUGAGAAUACCUACGAUACUUUGUUAGCAAGGCUUGACAAUGUUAAUGGUAGAUGACGAUUGCGUGCAGCUUGAUGAAUUUUCUAAUAAAAAACCACCAAUGAUGUGAUUAAAUGAAAAUAUAUUAUUUACUUUAUGUACAUUUGUAAAUUAAUAUUUAUUUGGAAAAUAGGUUUACACAUUUUGUUUGAUGCUUGUAUAAAAUGUAAGCUUAAAAUGAUUUUAUAUUUACAAGUGAAAUCAAAGUGUAUCUGUGAUAAAAUAUCCCUUGCAAGUACAAAAUUGAAUAUAUACUAAUAAAAUGAAACUAAAUGGUAAAA